Penicillium roqueforti is the source of this 309-nucleotide messenger RNA. Its product is annotated as LSM domain-containing protein. The record is from RefSeq and is a predicted model, not a curated record. The coding region runs from base 1 to 309 and encodes 102 amino acids. Gene Ontology annotation, cellular component: NatC complex. Lineage: Eukaryota; Fungi; Ascomycota; Eurotiomycetes; Eurotiales; Aspergillaceae. The transcript has 2 exons.
AUGGAUCACGAUCAGUCUGUUAAAUACUUGGAGGGGCUGUUGGGUCGCACACUGCGGAUCCAUACCACGGAUAACCGGAUGUUUCUUGGGCUUUUCAAGUGUACGGAUGCAGACCGAAACAUCAUUCUCGCCAAUUCUUUUGAAUAUCGUAUGCCCUCCACAUCUGCCGUACAAGCCGCUGCACACGAGAAAGAGCUAGAAGAAGGGCCGGAAGCAAAGAGCGCGACUUUCAAAUUGGACAUGACACACCGGUUGAUAGGCCUCAUUGUGAUCCCAGGACGACACAUUACGAAAAUAGAGCUGGAGUAA